AAAUCCCAAUGAUUGAACAGUUUUGUUCGAUCGGCUAGGCUAGGCGGUCGAGAUGCGUCUACUCAUUGCCUUGCUCUUGGUGGGCCUGGCUGUCUUCGGCACUGCGAGCUUUGAUAUACGAGAACCGGACCAAAAGGAUUGGUAUCAACAUGCGACCUUUUACCAGAUCUAUCCCCGCUCGUUCAAGGACAGUGACGGUGACGGGAUCGGUGAUCUGCCGGGGAUCACCUCGAAAAUGAGCUAUUUGGCCGAUAUUGGGAUUGAUGCUACAUGGUUGAGUCCACCGUUCAAAUCGCCUCUGAGGGAUUUCGGUUAUGACGUGUCUGAUUUCUAUGAUAUUCAGCCGGAGUACGGAACUCUGGAGAAUUUCGACGAGUUGGUGGAGGAGGCACACAAAAAUGGAAUCAAGCUUAUGUUGGAUUUCAUUCCGAAUCAUUCAAGUGACGAGCAUGAGUGGUUUGUGAAAUCUGCACAGAAGGAUGAGACAUACAAGGAUUUCUACGUUUGGCAUCCCGGUAAGCAGAACAUCGAAACGGGGAAUCUUGAUCCCCCGAACAACUGGAUAUCUGUGUUUGGUGGACCAGCGUGGUCGUAUCAUGAAGGCCGUAAGGAGUUCUACUUGCAUCAGUUUACGGAUAAGCAACCGGAUCUGAACUAUCGGAAUCCGGCGGUGCUGGCUGAGAUGACAGAUAUGUUGUUCUUCUGGUUGGAUCGUGGAGUCGACGGGUUCCGUCUGGAUGCCAUAAACCAUAUGUUUGAGGAUCCGGAGCUGCGGGAUGAACCUCCAUCGGGAUGGGGUGAUGCUGGGAGCUAUGACUCCCUUGAUCACAUCUACACGAAGGACGUCGCGGAUGUUUACAAUGUUGUGUACGGUUGGCGAGAUUUGAUGGAUGCUUACUCGAAGGAACAUGGCCGAACCAUCAUCCUGAUGACCGAAGCGUAUUCCAGCAUCGAAGGUACAAUGCUGUAUUAUGAAAGUGCCGACCGUACACGGAAGGGGGCGCAUAUGCCGUUCAACUUCCAGUUGAUCUACGACUUCAAGGAGGAACAGAAUUCCGUAGGAUUGAAGCAAUCGAUCGAUUGGUGGAUGAACCACAUGCCCGCUAGACAUACUCCUAGCUGGGUUAGCGGAUCCCAUGACCAUUCACGGUUCGCUUCUAGGGUUGGCGAAAACCGUGUGGAGCAAAUGAUGACUCUACUGCAUACCUUGCCGGGUACUAGUAUCACGUAUUACGGUGAAGAAAUUGGUAUGCUGGAUUACAAGGAAGCCCAAACGUACGAUGGCCGUGAUCCGAACCGUACUCCGAUGCAGUGGGAUGCAACAACUAGUGCAGGGUUCAGUACCAAUUCAACCACGUGGUUAAAGGUACACCCGAGGUACGCCAGCCUUAACGUAGAUUUGCAGCAGAAGGCCGAGAAAAGCAACUACCACCAUUUCCAUGCUUUAACCACUUUGCGACGACACAAAACCAUGAAGAACGGUGACUUCCUGCACCGAACUAUCGGAAGUAAUGUUUACGCUCUGCUAAGGGAACUUCGAGGUGAGGAUUCCUUCCUAACUGUUCUAAAUAUGGGGGACAAACAAUAUGAGGCGGAUCUAGGAGAUUUCGUGAAUCUCCCAGAGAAGCUGACUGUUGAAGUGGCGCAAUCAAGCUCUAAACUCAAAGCUGGAGAUGUAGUGGAAAUCAGCAAAGUCUCUCUGGGACCUUACGACUCCGUUGUGUUGAGAGCCUCAUCAGCGACGACGAUUCAGCUUUCAAUAGCUGCAGUUAUGGCUCUUAUCGUUAAGUACCUCUUGGUUUAGGAAUAGAUAGCACGUAUCUAAAUUCCACUAAAAUGUUUGAUUGCUGAUGGUACAUGACGCCUAUCGUUAUCGAUCAAUUGAAAUAAAUUGAUUUACUGUUGGCUUCCAACGGUUGACAAAUGUA
Messenger RNA from Aedes albopictus (Asian tiger mosquito), 1928 nucleotides. Its product is annotated as alpha-glucosidase-like. The transcript has 3 exons. The record is from RefSeq and is a predicted model, not a curated record. Lineage: Eukaryota; Metazoa; Arthropoda; Insecta; Diptera; Culicidae. The coding region runs from base 53 to 1804 and encodes 583 amino acids. Gene Ontology annotation, biological process: carbohydrate metabolic process.